AUGGCCACCUGGAUCGACCUUUUUGCUCUGUUUGCUACAAUCAGCGUGCUGACAGCCAUUGUAUACGCCAUUCUAUUCGUCGUGAAAUCUGUGAACCAAGGCGUCAACGCCACGAAAGAAUCAUUAAAGUCGCGGGGAUUGGAUGUUUCAGCUUCCGGAGUAGCCGUCAAGACAUCGAGGAGGUUUGACAGGGAGGACUAUGUUGAUGCAACACAACGGGGAUUCGUGAAAGCCCUGAACGCCUCAAGCAUCCGCAAAGGCGACGGCACCACCGCUCCUGUCCCACUCGCACGCGAGCAUUCAUCGUCCAGUGUAGCCAGCUCCGACGGAAGCAAGAAAAAGAAAAAAGGGGCUCUCGGCGGAAGGAAAUAA
This is a messenger RNA of Cyclocybe aegerita, 372 nucleotides long. The record is from the annotation of a GenBank genome assembly. NCBI's taxonomy places the organism in Eukaryota, Fungi, Basidiomycota, Agaricomycetes, Agaricales, Hemipholiotaceae.